Molecule: messenger RNA, 178 nt
Organism: Cladocopium goreaui
Lineage: Eukaryota; Dinophyceae; Suessiales; Symbiodiniaceae
Source: the annotation of a GenBank genome assembly
GUCUGAUCGGCUCCUGCUGAACUUUCGGGAGUGGCUCGAAAGUCGCUUUGACUCGCUGGAGGCUGCGUGGCAGAUCCUGGACGAAGCAGGCAGAGCAAUGCGACAUGACAUGUUGGUACUGAAAGGUACAACGAAAGAUACAACGAAAGGUACUGAAGCUGCUAAGGAAGGCCGGUAA